This is a messenger RNA of Sinocyclocheilus grahami, 3321 nucleotides long. Its product is annotated as guanylate cyclase soluble subunit alpha-2-like. NCBI's taxonomy places the organism in Eukaryota, Metazoa, Chordata, Actinopteri, Cypriniformes, Cyprinidae. Gene Ontology annotation, cellular component: guanylate cyclase complex, soluble. The transcript is spliced from 9 exons. Gene Ontology annotation, molecular function: heme binding; guanylate cyclase activity. The coding region runs from base 377 to 2572 and encodes 731 amino acids. Gene Ontology annotation, biological process: response to oxygen levels; cGMP biosynthetic process. The record is from RefSeq and is a predicted model, not a curated record.
UUAACCGAUUGGCUGUUUCUUAGUUCUGUGCGCCCUGUACGGUGGAAUAUUUCUCGUCUUUACGCGCAUCUGGACGCGACUCUCCCCGCGUCAAACCCGCACGGACGGACGGAUCAUGAGGUCUCCGGGGGUCUGCAUCGGUCUACGGAGCUGCUGGGUCACGGACGGGAUUCGGUAAUACGAACACCCCGCUUCAUCUCACCCCACACCCACGCGGACAGAAUCUGGGUUUUGCGCACUUGGUGAUCCGGCGGUCCCUCCGAGCGCUGCUGCUGCAUUCAUUCGGGAUUCCUUCGGGGCUGCCGCGCACGUCCCGGUUCCGCGAUGGUUCUGUGUCACCUGCGCGUCUGAUGAGUCCGCCCGCAUCGGCAGCAGCAUGUCCUCGCGGAAGAUCUCCUCCGAAUCCUUCAGCUCCAUGGGCUCGGACUACCUGGAGAGCCCCGGGGAGGACGGAGAGUGCCCGUUCUCGCGCGUCUUCUGGAACGGCAGGAGCCCCGUGGAGACGCUCUCGUGUCCGUUCGAGGACGCGGCCGUCAGCAGGAGGGUCGCCCGGCGUAAACGCGUCAAUCUGGACUCGCUCGGGGAGAGUUUGAGACGCCUCACUUCACCGACGACCCAGACGAUUCAGCUGGCCCUGCAGAGGACGGUGGAGUUUUACAGACAGAGGGAAAUCAGUGGACAAGAGUUUGUACGAAGCUUGUCAGAUGAGCAGAAGUGUUUGUUUGAGAACUCUCGCUGUGACAGCCAGACUGACAUCUCAGGAAUACUGAAAUACACAGCAUCUAUUUUAGGCGUGGACUUUGCCGACAUACGUGGCCGAUUUGGGGAGGAAUUCUUUGGCUUGUGUCUGGAGGAGAACGAGAGGGUUCUGCGAGCUCUCGGAGGAAACCUGCAGGACUUUUUCAAUGGUUUCGACGCUCUUCUAGAACACAUCAGAACGUCCUGCGGUCGCCGAGCGUUGUCCGAGGCUCCUUCUUUCCUAUGCAAAGACGCUCCUCAGGAGAGCGAAGAGACGAACGCGGAAAGCGACGUGGGACGGACUCUUCUCCUCCACUGCUUCAACCCUGACACUACUGUGGGUGUGGCCAUGCCGGGCUUGAUCCGAGCCGCUGCACGACGCAUCUACCAAUCAGAAGUUUCGGUUGAGGAAGCUCCUCCCACGUGGCUGCACACGGCCAAUGAGGACAGCGAGCUCUCUGCUGACUCCUCCCCAUCUUCAUCUCCAUCUCCGCCAUCAUCUUCAUCUCCCGCCUGUUUGUCCUUCCUCAUUCAAGAGGUUCGGACUCAACCCACAUCCUCGUUGUCGCACACCGCCGCAUCUCGCCAGCUGUCGCGCUCGCCGCUGGAUUUGCGCAUCGGUCUAAGCACGUUUUGCCGGGCCUUUCCCUUUCACCUGGUUCUGGGACCCAACAUGGAGGUCCUGCAGGUCGGGGAGGGGCUUCGAAAACAGGCCAAGAGUGACCCGCACCGGACGCUCACCUUCAACAACAGCUUUGAGCUGGUUUCUCCCAGAAUCCCCUGUUCCUUCCAGAACAUUCUGCUCCGGCUGUCCACGCCGUUCACCAUUCGUACGCGACCUGACGGAUCGGCACUCGACAGCAGAGAGAAGGUGAUGGAGCUCAAAGGUCAGAUGCUUCACCUCCCAGAAUCCAACUCCAUCAUGUUUCUGGGCUCGCCGCGUGUUGAUAGGCUGGAGGAGCUCAUGGGGCGGGGCUUACAUCUGUCUGACAUCCCUAUUCAUGAUGCCACACGUGAUGUCAUUCUGGUUGGAGAACAGGCCAAAGCUCAGGACGGACUGAAGAAGCGCAUGGAUAAACUCAAAGCCACCCUGGAGAAAACCCAUCAGGCUUUAGAGGAGGAGAAGCGCAGAACAGUCGACCUGCUCUACUCCAUUUUUCCCGGCGAUGUGGCUCAGAGACUGUGGCAGGGCCUUCCCGUUCAAGCCAAGAAGUUUGAUGACGUCACCAUGCUGUUCUCUGACAUCGUGGGCUUCACGGCCGUGUGCGCGCAGUGCACACCAAUGCAGGUCAUCAGCAUGCUGAACGAGCUCUACACGCGCUUUGACUACCAGUGCGGAAUACUGGACGUCUAUAAGGUACGUCUGUCUCUUUUAUCACACUCCAUCCAUAACUUUAAUCAAGACCAUCUUAGCAACCACCCUGAAGCACUAGUAACCUCCUACUCCAUCGGCAGCACUGGACUCACCCUGAGGAUCGGCAUCCACUCGGGCUCAGUGCUGGCUGGUGUCGUCGGUGUGAAGAUGCCGCGCUACUGUCUGUUUGGAAACAACGUCACGCUGGCCAGCAAGUUUGAGUCGGGCAGUCACCCGCGCUGCAUCAACGUCAGCCCUACUACAUACCAACUCCUGCGUGACGAUCGUGCGUUCACCUUCAUCCCUCGCUCCCGGCAGGAGCUUCCCGACAACUUCCCCAAAGAGAUCCUGGGAAUCUGCUAUUUCCUGGAGGCGGGGAAAACCCAGAGCCAUGCCUCUCUCACCAGCACUCGCUCCGCCCCCAUCCGGAAAGUGUCCUAUAACAUUGGGACCAUGUUUCUACGGGAGACUAGCCUCUGAGACGGCCCCGCCCAUUCGCUAUGACAUCACAUCCUGUAGACUAGUGUUGCCUGUGGCAACUGGUUGCCCCGCCUCUCGACCGGAGCGUCGCCCUUGAGGCAUGACACUGAGGGGGCGGAGAGGACGGCCCCGCCCCUGGCCCCGCCCUUUAAAGGAGCCAUGGAUAAUUGUGUUUUGAAAAUACAAUAAAACAAAUAUAUAUAUAGAUAUAUAUUUAAAAUAAGGCCUUCUGCUCUACGGCAUAGCCAAACAUACAUGGUGUACACAUGCAAAUACUACAGACAAACUCAUGUAAACAAACACGUUUCUUGCAGCAUUGCAGGUCAUAGAAUUCACAUGCAUAACUUUGGUGCCUUUACCUCCCAAACACCCACACACUCCACAAACAUGCAUUUAUCAUGCCGCCAUUAACCACUGUUAAAUCCUUUAAUGUGUGUGUGAAUCCUCUGUUUACCAUUGUUAAAUCCCUUGUGUUUGUGUGUGUGUGUCCUACCAUUAACCACUGUUAGAUUGCGUGGAUGUGUGUGUUUGCCCUCCAGUUUGUGUGCAGUGUGUGCAGUGUGUGUAUGUGUGUGAAUUUGUGUGAAGACUGAGGCCAUUUCGCACAUCUGACAUCUGUGGGAUGUUUUUAUUUUGGCUCUUAUAUUCGUAGCAGAAGCGUAGCUGCGCGAAUGUGCAGAAUAUGCACUGUUAACUCAUUUAAAGGAAUAGUUCACCCAAAAAUUUAAAUUUGCUGAAAUAUUACUCAC